Molecule: messenger RNA, 1530 nt
Organism: Andrographis paniculata
Lineage: Eukaryota; Viridiplantae; Streptophyta; Magnoliopsida; Lamiales; Acanthaceae
Product: phosphatidylinositol:ceramide inositolphosphotransferase 1-like
Exons: 12
Coding region: 462-1358 (298 amino acids)
Biological process (GO): ceramide biosynthetic process
Cellular component (GO): trans-Golgi network; endoplasmic reticulum membrane; Golgi membrane
Molecular function (GO): inositol phosphoceramide synthase activity; ceramide cholinephosphotransferase activity; sphingomyelin synthase activity
Source: RefSeq, a predicted model, not a curated record
UUUUCUUUUCUUGCUAUGCAGUUUUCCCCGUGGCGUCCACAACUGACUCCGUGUUCGCCUCGUGUUUUAGCGGACAUGGGAGAAAACAAAUCAAAUCAAAACUGCUCAUGUAAGUUGUCGUGAGAGAGGAGAGGGAGAGAGGGGGAAUUUACUUGUGCCCUACUUUUUACACAGAGAGGAAAAAGGUUCUCUUCAUAUUUUCAAUUCAAUCGUUUGAAAUUAAUUCUGGGACUACCCCUGCUAAAGUCGAUCACUAUCCUCACUCUUCAGUAUCUUAUAUUUGGCAUCCAUCUGGGUAUUUGGGUUCUGGAUCUUGGAGUGGAAUUCUUGAACAAAGGCUAAUUCUUGAUUGAAAUUUGAAACCAGAGGGAUUCUUUUUUAAGAAUGAAGGAUGCUUUUCGCCCAAGGAUUCUACUUGUGAUGUAAUAUGGCACUGUUGCUGGCUGUUGCACACAUACAAGAUGUCGCUUUACAUUGGUCGCGAGGCUUCAAAGUUAUGGAAGAGAUUUUGUGCGGAGAUCACAGCAGAAAUCGACCUUCUUGCAAAAUACUGGAAGUAUAUUUUGGGGGGUCUAAUUUGCCAGUACAUACACGGGCUAGCGGCUCGAGGAGUUCAUUAUCUACACCGGCCUGGACCGAUGCUUCAGGAUGCUGGCUUCUUUCUUCUUCCGGAGCUCGGGCAGGACAAAGCUUACAUUAGUGAAUCUGUUUUUACCAUAAUUUUUCUGUCUUUCGUCUUGUGGACUUUCCAUCCUUUUGUACUGAAGAGCAAGAAGAUCUAUACAGUACUAAUAUGGUGCCGGGUCUUGGCUUUCUUAGUCGCUUGUCAAAUUCUUCGUAUAAUAACUUUCUAUUCUACCCAGCUGCCAGGUCCAAAUUAUCACUGUCGGGAGGGUUCAAAGCUUGCAAGACUUCCUCGCCCGGACAGUGCUAUAGAAGUUCUCUUGAUUAACUUUCCCCGGGGUGUGCUUUAUGGUUGUGGCGACUUGAUAUUUUCAUCGCACAUGAUAUUCUCUCUAGUCUUUGUGAGAACAUAUCACAAAUACGGCACGCAAAAUUUUAUGAAGUACUUUGCGUGGUUAACUGUUGUGAUUCAGAGCUUGUUGAUUGUGGCAUCCCGUAAGCAUUACACGGUUGAUAUCAUCGUGGCAUGGUAUACUGUCAAUCUGGUUGUGUUCUUUGUUGAUAAGAAGUUGCCAGAACUUCCGGACCGUUCUAAAACAGCUCCAUUCCUUCCCAUGGCCAAGGAUAACAUUAACAGGACCAAACUAAACAAUCACGUACAGCUCAAUGGGAAUUCUGCGGAUUCUUCGACGGAUUGGGUUGUUGAUACAGGUAUCAAUGGUGUUGGAGUGUAGAUGAAAACGCAGAAUUUGCCUCUGCUGAAACAGCCAGUGCCGCUACCACGAGUCCUAAAUCCAUACACUUGUAAUCUUCUUCAGGCUACGGAUUUUGAAAUGUAUCGACGAGUGGCAUCAACAGUGCCAUGUUGAGUCAAUCCAUAAUUUUAAUCGCCACAAUUUAUGUUUA